CGCCGCCGGCGGCCGAGGGAGCGUGACUGCGCUGCGCAGGGCGCUAGGAGGCAUUGUCGCCCUGGCUCCGCUCCCCUCCUUGAAGCUCCACCUAUUAAAUGAAUCACACACCAGUGCACACCUGAGCCUCACGCUCGCCUGGCCACUGCUGCAGGCCCUGGCCCCCAGUCCAGUGAGGUGACACAUGUUGAUCCUCCCAGGAAACUGUAGGGAUGGGCUGCCUCCACUUUUGAAGGGCAGGUCAAUCACUGUGGAGGCCAAGCUGGAUGUGGCCUAGGCUCUGGGCCCCUCGUGAGGAGGCACAGGCCCUAUGAGCAGCAGACCAGCCUGGUGGCUGGCGACAAGACCCGUGUGUCUGCAUGCUGAAGAAGAUGGGUGAAGCGGUGGCCAGAGUUGCCAGGAAGGUCAACGAGACGGUGGAGAGCGGCUCUGACACCCUGGAUCUGGCUGAGUGCAAGCUGGUUUCCUUCCCCAUCGGCAUCUACAAGGUCCUGCGCAAUGUCACUGACCAGAUCCACCUCAUCACACUGGCCAACAAUGAGCUCAAGUCCCUGACCAGCAAGUUCAUGACCACAUUCAGUCAGCUCCAAGAGCUCCGCCUGGAAGGGAACUUCCUACACCGCCUCCCCAAUGAGGUCAGCACCCUGCAGCACCUCAAGGCCAUAGACCUGUCCCGGAACCAGUUCCAUGACUUCCCUGAGCAGCUCACCUUGUUGCCUGCGCUGGAGACCAUCAAUCUAGAGGAGAAUGAGAUCGUGGAUGUGCCCGUGGAGAAGCUGGCCGCCAUGUCCUCCUUACGCAGAGUCAACCUCCGCUUCAAUCCACUGAGCGCCGAGGUGCGCGUCAUUGCCCCACCGCUCAUCAAGUUUGACAUGCUCAUGUCUCCGGAGGGUGCGCGGCCUCCCCCACCUUAGGCCUGCCUCCUCAUGCCCACCCAGCAGGGGACAGAGGCCACCUGGCACCCUGAGGGGAGGGACUCCCACAGGCCAUGGGAGGCCAAGCUUGGGUAUGGAGGUGGGUGGGCCAAACAGCUGGAGGUGGGAAGGUGUGCAGCCGGCCCAGGAUAGAUGCUUAGAACAGUAGUGGGCUCUGCAGUGCCCAGAGGAGGAGGUGAAGUGCCAGCUGGGGCUCAGACUGGGCCCUCGAAGCUUUUGUGCAAACUUGGGCAGACCCCCGUUGCCUCUGAGCCUUGUUUUUUGGGAAAAAAGGGUAGUGAGGGGCCUGUGCCUCCUUUGGGCUAUUGGAUGCUUUUUUGGCAAUACCUGCCUCCACAUCACCAUCAAGUCACGGACCUGGAGGAGCCCACAGAGGAGCAUUGUGGAGCAUUUUCUGGGCCUCAUUUGUAGUGCUGAGAACCAGUCGCUGCUCUGGGAGGAAGAGAAGACAAUCUUCAUCCAUUUAUUGCUUCCUGAAAACUGACCCAGAUGAGGCCCUUCGCGGGGCUCCUCAGUCUGGGAGGUUGUUGAAUGGGCAGGAGCCUGAACCAAAGUCAUGGAGAAACCACAGAGAGCAUGGCCCUCACUGCAGCAGGGCUGGAAAUGUUUAUAUAGGAGCUAGCUGCCUCUUGGCUAGGGAGCCACGGAGCAAGUCCAGUCAGCUCUGUCCUUCCCUGAGAAUGAGAAAUGGAUGGGGUAGAAGUUCUGGGACGCCAUCCCUCCCUCAGGAGCAACCAGGAGUGCCUGGUCUCAGCCCUUGAUCCCUAGGAGAGGGGGCCCUUCUUGAAGCCAUUUGCACCUGUGGACCUGGUCCAAAAUAACUAGAUGGCUACUCCCACUACACUUCCCUUUGGCAGCACCUGACUUCCCUGUCACUGCUUCACCUGGCACAGAAGGCACAGUGGACCAUUGAGUUUGUAGCCAGUUACUCCUAGGCCACCACCCAAGGCCCUGAUGACCUAGUUAUUUCUGAGCCCUCAACCUGCAGUUGAGGGUGUAGCCAGCCAAUGGCGUGUCCAACUAUCCUGUUUGCUGAGGACUGAGGGGUUUCCAGGGAUGUGGGGCUUUCAGCACUAACAUGGGGUCAGUACCCAGCAAACAGCUGGUUUCCCUACCAGGAAAGGGCCUGGGGCUCUUGCAUCCUGAUAAUAACUGUGGUUUGGGGAGCCCCUUGAACCCCCUAGGUAUCUACCUCCCACCUUCUCCUCAUCUAUGGGGGCAAGCAGACUCAGAGCUCAGAACUUGGCUCCGUGGGAGACACCUGAGGCCCCAGGGGCAAGCCAGGCCUCCCAAAUCCUACAUUGAGGCCAGUAGUCACUCUUCACUCCUAGGGUCAAACUGUUCAGAGUUCAGACCACUGCUGUGAGCUGUAGCCCUGUCUCCUAAUGCUCCCAUUCCCCAUCCUCCAUCUCCUCAUGAGGAACUGAAAGAUUGGGCCAGAUUUGGCCUGUCACUGAGUGCUAGGUGUCCCAAGGGAUGCCUUCUUCACUGCUUAUCUCCAAAGCCUGGGUGGGUAAGCUCUGGGAAAAGGGUUUUCAGUGAGGAGGUUGAGACUAGGCCUACAGGGCUUAGCUGUGGACACUGGGGACAGGUGGAGGCUGCAAUCUAGGCUGGCCUGGCCCCAUCCACCCUGUGUCCUGGAGUGAGGUUUCUCUUUGUCACAGAAGGGGUGUGCUUUUCUGAUACAUAAAAAGGCUUUGUAUGGCCAGAGUCUUGCAACUCAGGGUGCGGUGAGUGGGCCUGCAGCAUCGUCAUCCAUGGGAGCUUGUUAGAAAGGCAGAAUCCUGGGCCCCAGCCAGACCUGCAUUUUAAUAAGAUCUCUAGGCAAUUUCUACAAGCACUUUAUAGUUGGAGAAGCAAGGGUCUAGGGGAGACCCUAGGAAUGUACUCAGAAUGGAGGGUAAAGUUUCUCUCAGCUGUCCCCUUGCCAAUGCCAGGCCUCCAAUGAACUCCUCCCCACCUCCCCAAACCAGCCCCAGAUCUUUUCAGAUCCCCAGCAAAGGGAAUGACGCGAAGUCACCAGGAGCUGAGGCUUGCCUUGGCCAGGCCACCUGGCUUCUGCCUCUCUGGUAACCUCUGCAUGCUGAGCUGCCUGUGUCCCCAGGUCUUUUGAAGUGGUUGCUUCUGAAAGUUGUUUUCUAUUCUGCUUGGAAAAUUUUCCCUUGCCUCUCUGGGAAAACGUGGGUAGUCUGAAAAGCCCCCUAAUCAGAGCCCACAGAGUGAGUGAGCCCUUAGCUUCAGUCUGCAAUAAAAAAUGUAUUGGUU
Molecule: messenger RNA, 3200 nt
Organism: Talpa occidentalis (Iberian mole)
Lineage: Eukaryota; Metazoa; Chordata; Mammalia; Eulipotyphla; Talpidae
Gene: LRRC20
Product: leucine rich repeat containing 20
Exons: 6
Coding region: 360-914 (184 amino acids)
Molecular function (GO): protein binding
Source: RefSeq, a predicted model, not a curated record